UUAAACUCUAAAGAGUGUCAGACAAAAAGCUUUAGUUUACUAAAUGUUUGCUUUUUUCAAAGCAAUUUUCAAGUUUUGUACCACCAAAAAAUUGUUUAAACAUAUCUAUAUUAGAUGGUUCUAAACAUGAUGUACCAGAGUUUAGGCUAAUGCAAGGGGAUUUGUUUCCAGAUAGCAAAAAGUGACAAUCGCAUCGUUCAUUUUUCCAUUUUUGUCAAUAAACUAAUCAAAAGUGAACACGUAUUUGCCUAAAUUUCAUGCUAGACAAUAUUUAUAUCAGAUUUGCAUUCAAAGAUAAUCGUGUCAUCUCCAUAACUUUAGACCUAUUGUUAUUCACAAGAAAAAUUCCAUUGAUGACAAUGUUGCAUAAAAUGGAGUCAAAACAGAACCUUGUGGUAUCCCCCUUCUCUUGGUUUUCUCCAAACACUUAAGAAACCAUUUACAAUCUCUCUUUUGGUAAUUUAGCUGCAUAUGAGCUCUAAAGCAUCUCCACUAAGCCUGCGUGAAAGAAAUUUAGCUGAUGAAAAGCAUUAGAAAGAUUCAUAAAAAGAGUCCAAUAUUCUUCUUCAUAGAAAGAUUCAUACUCAAAGAAGGACUGUCUGCACUUUCGAUAUAAUUGUUUCAAUAAAGCAUGCACCCUAAAAGCACCUAUAUCCUGUUUUCACGAGGGCCUAGCAUGCGUACAUAAAAUUCUGAGGCAUGCAAAGCGGCAAAAUCUCUUCUUGUCCGUAGCUUUGAACAGAGAAUGCAUACAUUUGUUUGUUAGGGUGGCAUCAAAAGCAUUUAAUUGCAUUGCCAUCUGCUUAUGGACACUAUUUCAUCUGAGGCAUCGAUUUUUAGUCUCGAACUAGGAGUUUAGCCGAGCAAACUUGAAUUUCUUAUUUCUGCUUCCUCUAUCGAGGUUACAUAUGCGCCUAUGACAACAAAAACGCUAAGGGAAACAAAUGCCUGCUUUACUUAUGAGGUGAACUUAGAUAUCGCGAUGUCAAACCCGUUUUUCUGGCAGGGCAACCAACUGUUGUCGAGACCGAGAAAUUUUCUUCUGAGAACGACGAUAAAGAGAUGUACGGAUAAUUUCUUGCUUGUGGCCAGCAAUGGAGAAAAAAGAAAUGGCCUGAGGCUGUACCACUCAUCUGUAGCACUCAUAAGAUGAGUACCACUUAUCUUCUUGAAAUCUGUUAUGUGCCUUGCAGGUUAGUAGUUAAUUGACUUGACUGUUCCCACACCGAAAGAUCUCAUUCUACGCACAAUCGAAGGCAAACCUCGCAGCAGCUGCAAGUGUAUGGAGCCCCGUCUCAAAGAAUCGCUAAAACUUGCCGAUGUACUCUCGACAUAUCAUCGCAUAUGCUGGCUGACUGGGCAGGUACUUCUGAUCAAAUUGCAACACUCCUUCAGUGUCGCGUUACUUUCUCGAACAAGUAUUUAUUCCACUUCAUUGCCACAAAAACAAAGAUAGAAUGCAGCAAGUUCCUUUUGAUUUCUGUGAUGGAAGCAUUGAAAAAAAUCACUACGCGGCCGGUAGAAAGCGCGUUAAAUGUUGGUUAUUGGGGACAGCAGCCGUCGAGAUGAGAUCAUCUUCACCCAAGGCCAUAUUCGCAAACAGAUCAUUCGAAGAAGCGUGUGGCUUUGAUGGAUCCGGAGGAAAUGAAGGAAUGUCCGAAACCUCUUUCGAACCGUUCUCCCCAACGAAUAAAGGAGAGCGGAUCGUUAUCAACGUUGGCGGUACAAGACAUGAAACCUACAUCGGUACAUUGCAUUCUGUUCCGGAUACAAGGCUUUACUGGAUAACGGAAAAACACACAAUGUCGCCAGAGUAUGAUCCAGACAGACAAGAGUAUUUCUUUGAUAGACAUCCAGGGCUAUUUUCAUAUAUUUUGGACUAUUACCGGACCGGAAAGCUUCACUGUCCGGCUGAUGUGUGCGGGCCUCUUUUUGAAGAAGAGCUUCUGUUUUGGGGCAUCGAUGAGGCUGUUAUAGAGCCUUGUUGUUGGAUGAAUUACCAAAAACAUAGGGAUGCAGAGGUAAAUCUUCAAUCAUUUGACUCACUUGACGGAGAUGAUGAAAGAAAUUCUGUUCAACCAUCCGAUGUAGAAAACCAGGGACAGCUCGGGGAACAGGAUAGCAGGCAUUUGGAACGAAGAAGCACUUUGAAUAGCAUCAUGAGAAAGUGGACCUACUGGCAGCCAAAGGUCUGGUCAACAUUGGAAGAACCGAAUUCGUCUAAAGCAGCCCAGGUGAUUGGUCUAAUCUCCAUGAGCCUCAUCGCGAUUUCAGUCACGACGUUCUGUUUAGAAACAUUAGAGUUCUUCAAGAAUAAGGGCAGUAUUCAAUAUCAGUUUCUUGAAUACCUUGAAAUCAUUUGCGUCACCUGGUUCACUCUUGAGUUCGUCAGCCGCUUGAUAUUCUCUGCUGAUAAAGUUGCAUUUUUCAAAAGCCUAAUGAACUGGAUCGAUUUUUGCGCCAUUUUCCCAUUCUUUCUAGAACUUAUGCUUCGUAAAAAUAACAUGAGGACUAUAGUUGUGUUACGUGUAGUUCGAAUCACGCGAUUGUUUCGUAUUUUCAAGCUAUCGCGGCACUCAUACGGCCUACAAAUCUUAGGCCACACACUGAAGUCCAGCUGCCGUGAGUUAUUUCUGCUUGUUUUCUUUCUAUCCAUCGCUGUCGUAAUUUUCUCCAGCCUAAUCUAUUAUGCUGAGAAAGACCGCCAAGCUGAUAAGUUCGACUCUAUCCCAGGCUCCUUUUGGUGGAGCGUUGUUACUAUGACGACAAUUGGAUACGGUGACAUCGUGCCUAAGACCGCGCCUGGCAAAUGUGUAGGGAUAAUGUGUGCCCUCUGCGGAGUAUUAGUUAUUGCACUGCCCAUUCCUGUUAUUGUAAACAAUUUCAGUCUAUACUAUUCUCAUGCCCAAGCGAGACUGCGAGUUUCAAACAAGCGGAAGAAGCCGUUGUUGUUCGGCGCGGCAAACGCGCUACGCAUGACAGAUCCUUGGAUGCCAAAUCGUCUGUUGCAGAAACAGCGUUCCGAGCAAUCAGACUUCACAGCCAUUUUGCACUCACCAAGACGCACCCCACUAGCCAGUCCGACCCCCACCAUCAGACAGUUUGCUGCAAUCAGUGGGGCCAAUGCUGUGUGGAACAGAGGGAAGGAGAUUGGGUUUAAGCAAGCAAUUUCUCGUGCCUCCCCGUGCCCUAGCAUAAAUUCUUCUCUCAAUUCUCGCGCCAGUGUCAAGACCCCACCAUCAUCACGACGGGUUAGCAACCAUCUAACAGAGGAGAACGGGGCAUCAAAGCACUCAAGUCCUACCCGAGGGUUACCCUCACAGCUUCCAGUUAUACGUCUGUCACCAAACUACGAAAGCCCCAGCAUUAAUGUGAGCCCACCCAGCACGCCAAGUAGAACCAACAGCCAGAUCCAAAGCUCUGUAGGCUCUCCAUUCCCAUUGUCUCCAUGCGCAGAGUCGUCAACAUUCUCCCAAGACCUUUACACCCCAAAAUCAAGCACGUGUCCAUCGAGACAGGAUCUUUCUCCCUUGCAAUCACCCUUAUUCUUGUGCAGUCCUGACAAGUCGACCCUAAGCACCUGUAUCAGUGACAUUAUGACAACUCCCAGCACGCCUUGCAGCUUCAGCAGCUCGUCUUCCAAACUAGCGAGUCCCCGCGGACGCAUGGGACGUCGCAAUGGCAUUUGCAUUCUGGGAUACCAGUCAAGGGGACCGCCUCGAAGGAAAGCGUCUACUGCCACGAGGACGCGUAAGACCUCGACGCGCUCUUUUCUGGACAGCAGUGAUUCUCAGAUGUCAAGUCGCAGGGAUUCUCGUGUGUUUAGCAACAUGUCAGUAGCAGAGAGUCGCGACGAGCGCAGCUGCCUUGUUGCACCUUCGCCGGGCGUUAGCAAAACAUUAUUUGAAGUUUCUCGACGUCUUGAGACGAUGAUGCCAGAGGAAUCACCCCCGGAACGUUCACCGAAACCGGCCGCCAGGACAACUAGUGUCUCGAAUGAUUCGGUUCGAAGUGCCUACUCAAGCCGGUCGUCCUCACCUCUCGUUAGACAGAAAGCAACCAACGCGACACUUGAGUCGAUGAGCUCACAAGAAACCGAUCAACCAUCGGAGCAACAUGAUGGAAACGAAGAGAACGUGCCAAAACUUGAAUCCGUUAUGAAUGGGUUGAUAUUCAAACGACGAAACAGACAAAAACAAGAGAAGGGUGUUGAGGGUUUUAGUUGCACCGUCACGCCCAUGUCGGCUAGCCUCGCUGGCAGUGGUGAAGCCAUAAGCGGAGCACCAAGUAUCGAUGUCAACGAAAUAAAGGACAGCUUAAAACAGAAAUCAAGUCAAGACCAAAUGUCUUUUAAAUCACUAGAGGUCUUUGAUCGAUCAUCACCAAACCUAACUCUUCAACCGAUUAAUGAUAAUAAAAACUUAAAAACAAAAUCUUUGGAUGACAUAAGAACUAAUCGAAAGGAGAAAUCGGAAAGCGAGGGACGAAAUGUUAUAAGUGUUUCGACAUCUCCUAGCUCGCCAGGCUUGGGAAAGUUUCAGUAUACUAUUACGUGCAGAAAAGAGGCGUUUGUUGAAAGCAGGAACGCAAGUGCUGAAGAGAGGGAGUAUCAACAAGGUAAAGAAGUCAUUCGACCAGCUGUGUGUUUUUCAGGUCGAAGAUGCAAAUCAGCUGAUAACAACAGGCAAGAGUUACAAAUAUCGGAAGAUAUAAGACAUCGCGCUCAAUCAAACGAUGUCGAGUUGACUAUAUCACAACAAAAAAGCGCGCCACAUCUUUUAUCUAAAUCUAUCGAUCUCGUCUCGAAGUCUUUCGACAAGUCGCCUCUUGUCCCAAGACGGUAUGGGUUUUCGGCUAGAAGUCCAUGGGCGUCAAGGCUUGGUCACGUGCACGACUCAGGGGUCCAUAGUAUGUCCAUGUCUCAAAAUCAAGAAACCUGCACACUUGACUUACAAUUAGACGAACUGCCAGAAGGAGGAUACAACGAUAAGGAGGCUAAUAAUGAAAAAGUGCAUACUACUGUACAGUGAGGAUACUGCUUUGUUUAAGCUAUUUGAACGAAACCUCUUCUCCGUGGAAUGCAUUGGUGACCCAUUACGGAAACCUGUAGAAGCAUAGGAAUGGCUUUCGGCCAAAUACACGAAAAAACCUUAAAGCAAAAAGAACAACAUCGCAAGCUCUUGUAUAUAAAAGACAAACAAUUUCGCUUCUUAUUGUGUUUUUAUUAAUUAUUUCGCAGUUGUAAUCUUAGCACCUAAGAAAGGAGCUGAGAUAUUAGUAUUUCAUUAUAAACCUAAAGAUCCAUGUAAAUGUUAACCGUUUUUAUAGGUUCUUACAAUAUCGGUUUUCAUUUUUGUAUGGGAAUAUUCGCAAUGUUUUUGAGAGCAGAUAGUGUCAAGUAUUUAUCUAUAAACGAGACAUGUACAGUGUUUAAAAGUCGACGUCUGGUACGCACAACCUUGCAAAUUACAAGGUGGAGAAUCGAAACAAAAAGGAAGCAAUAAGAAAUGGAACUUUGCAUUGUAAUGUUCAGCUGCUGUUUCUGGACUAAAUUCAGCAAGAUAUCAAAUAAGACUUUUAAAGUCAAUGAAAACAAUUUAAAGUUAGGAACCCGGAUUGAAAAUAUUUAUUCCUUCUUCAAAAUAAGGUAUUAUUUGUCGGACCAACGGCAUAUAUGGUAUUGCAUUUUCUUGAUGUUGAUAGAGUUUGCAGAAUGACGUCAUGACGAAAAGAUCUGACAUUUCCACUUUGAUAUCUGCAUUCACAAAUUGUUUUUUAAAGCUUUCCUUUAAACAAUGUUUAAUGCAUUUUAACGUAUACAAACGACGUAUGUAUCUUAAGUUACAAUACAAUUGUUAACAUUUUUAAAAUUCUAUCUGAAAUCAAAUUAUUUAAAGAGUUAUUGUAAAAUAAUUUCUCAAGUAACAAAGAUGUAUACUUGGGUUUACUAGAUUUUCUUGCGGGGGUUAAAUUAGUAAUAUCUUUAUACUUUUUAACACUUAGGUAAAAUCAAAUUAAAUAAGAUGACAUGAAAAUUAAAACUUAGGUGGUGGAAAAAUGUAUAUUUUUUUAAGCUGCUUAUACUCGAUGUUUUCAGACCUUUCUGUUUGUUUGAGAAUCAUAUUUGCAAGCUCUUGAUAUGAAAGAAGUUAUUGGUCUCCAGGGCCGCUGAGGGGUUUUCGAAGGCAAAAGUCGACAACGAGACCCCUGCGAGCGAAGUGUGCAGAAAAUUUUUGCGACCACGCUCUUUAGAUUAGCUUCAAUUCGUUCAUCUGUUCAAAAAGUUUUGAUAUUAUCAGGCAUGAUUUUGCUUCUUUUAGUUAAUUCAAUUCUAAAAUGGAAUUCAUUACUUUAUGAGGCCCCUAGACCUCCAGAUCCUGGGGCAAUUUGCCCCCUUCCCCUCCUCCCCCUUUCAGCAGCUCUGUUUGUCUCCUGGGCUGGAUACACGCGGAAGGAGCGGAGCAAGAUGGUUUUUUUUGCUGAAACAAAAAAAUGGUUAUUCAUCGACGGAAACUGAAAAAAUCGCAAUUAUGUAGACAGAAGGAGUUCGUAUUCACCCUAGUACUAUAGGAACGAUACUAUGUAGCAUGAAUUGCCUUGGUUCCUAUUUUGUCUGCUGUAACUUUCCACCGUUGAUGCUACUUCGACAAAUCUUAUUAACGUGCAGAGAACACGGAGCCAGUGAGAGAGACAGUGUGUUUCCUGUGUAACUCUGGUGUGAACUGAACGGAACUGAACUGACUGAAUUACAUACAAAUUAACAUAUUUAUAUAUAAAAUAAAUGUGCUGAAUAAUUAUGUGUUGUGAUGAUGUAAUGAUGAUGCAAUGGAGAAGGAAAGAUCUAGACUUGGGAAGAAAUCAGCAUGACAUAGAUGUGUGAACGUGUGUAGGUGAUGCUGUGAAUGACGUAGGUGGAUGUCAUGGUGAUGGCAUGAAGUAGGAAUAUGGCCUAAUUUACAAUAUUAAAAUCACUACAGUAUUCCAUAUUGGCAAUAUUUUCAGUAGGCAAGCGGCCUUGAUUUAGCAACCUUACAGUCAUGUGCUCGCGUUUCUGUUUCCGAUUUUUGUUCUGACAGACGAAAAGCUUCAGUACGUUUCAAAAUGGUUGAAAAGCUCAGUACGUUUCAAAACGCUUCAAUUCUUAAUAUUUUGUACCACCAAAAAACUUUAAAAGUAAGAAGGACAUAACGUGGGAAAACAUCUUUAAAGGGAUCUCUCUUCUUCAACUGCAGAUUUAUUCUUCUAUCAUUUUGAUGUAGAGAAAUUUAAUUGGAGAUUUCUAGCCCUGUUAAUUUUGCAGAAAUCCAAAAAAUGCAAAGUUUGACUCCUAGAGUCCAUUACACGGCCACAAAAAUAUGAAAAUUUACUUUGGCCAAGCUGGUGCGGUUCUGCACGUCCAUAGAGAGGAGGGCAAGGGCGGUGUACCCAUAUAAAUGCAUUUAAAAUUGCUCUAUAUAUGGUUCAACUGAGAAGAAAAGAUUUUUAUAAGUCAAAGAAGCUACACUCUUUUUUUUAUAAGAACCAGUAAAUUUCAGUUCAGGCUGGCUGUUCUUAAU
Rhopilema esculentum is the source of this 7556-nucleotide messenger RNA. RefSeq lists its product as uncharacterized. The record is from RefSeq and is a predicted model, not a curated record. Gene Ontology annotation, cellular component: voltage-gated potassium channel complex; membrane. Gene Ontology annotation, biological process: potassium ion transmembrane transport; protein homooligomerization; action potential. NCBI's taxonomy places the organism in Eukaryota, Metazoa, Cnidaria, Scyphozoa, Rhizostomeae, Rhizostomatidae. Gene Ontology annotation, molecular function: protein binding; delayed rectifier potassium channel activity.